Messenger RNA from Python bivittatus (Burmese python), 4998 nucleotides. RefSeq lists its product as uncharacterized. The record is from RefSeq and is a predicted model, not a curated record. NCBI's taxonomy places the organism in Eukaryota, Metazoa, Chordata, Lepidosauria, Squamata, Pythonidae. Gene Ontology annotation, biological process: regulation of transcription by RNA polymerase II. Gene Ontology annotation, cellular component: nucleus. Gene Ontology annotation, molecular function: DNA-binding transcription factor activity, RNA polymerase II-specific; RNA polymerase II cis-regulatory region sequence-specific DNA binding.
AAGAGAAAGGCCGGUGCGUGCCUAUGGACGUCGUCUGGUGAAUUGGAUGCAUCCGUUGCAGGAAGAGAGGCUCGUGGGCUCCGUGGCUCUGUGGGGCGGCGAGCCCGGGGGGCGCCUUUCCCUUCGCCGCCGCCGGGUGCAAGCUUGAGGCUCCCUCUGGAAAGCAAACUUGCUGGCCUUUUCAGGAGUCUGGAUGAACAGAUUACUCUUGGAGGCUCACCAUCCUUCCCACUGAGAGCAGCCUCAUUCAAUCUUUGGUUGUCCAGAACUGUUGAGCUCAGUCUGAUGCUCAGUAAGGAUGAUGGGAGUUGUAGGCCAUUCUGCCAUCUGGUUGGGGAAGUCCGAUUGAGAAGGGUCUGCAUCCUAGUUGGGUCUCCCUGCUUGAAGAAACACCUCCCCACCCCUUCCCCCUUUAUGAGGUUCUUUUGAAGAGAAGACCCACUGAAAUCUUUGGAAGACACCAAACGCCAUAGGAGCUGCCUGUGGUGUAUCUCAUUUUCAGAGCAAGGGACAAGACAUGGAAAAGGGCUUGGAGGGCUCAGGAAAAGUCCCACGGAUUGUCCAGGUGAUGUAUUUUAAGGGGCUGCCGAGGCAGCUGAACCAGCAGCCAGAUGUGGGGUUACCCCAGCAGUGGGAAGCCCAGUGGCAGGAAUUUUUAAACACACUCCAGCCAGCCCAUGUGGGCUGGGGAAACCUUCAGCUAACAGAUACGAUGCCCUGGGACGACACUCGGGCGUUUCUGGCGGCCUUCGAGCAAGUUGCUGAAGCUUGCCGGUGGCCACGAGAAGAAUGGGUGGGCCAGCUCCUGCCAGCAUUGCGGGGAGGAAUGGAGCAAUCCUUCUGCAGGCUGGAUGCCCGAGAGAGGGGAGACUACAUGAAGGUGAAGGCCGCCAUCCUGCGAGCAGACGCACUCCGCAUGGAAAUGAAACGACAGCACUUCCGGCAGUGCUGUUACCAGGAGCUGGAAGGUCCCCGGAGGGUGUAUAGCCAGCUCCAGGAACUUUGUCGCCAGUGGUUGAAACCUGAGAGGCACACCAAGGAGCAGAUCAUGGAAAUGAUCAUCCAAGAGCAGCUUCUGGGUAUGCUGCCGACUGAAGUGCAGAACUGGGUGCGGGAAUGUGGGCCAAAGGACUGUGUCGAAAUGGUAGCGUUGGCAGAGGAUUUCCUGAUGGGCCGUCGUCAUGCGCCCAGGACCUAUGACUGGCAGGUUCCUUUGCCAGAGGUCACAGUUAGUUCCCUGGAGUCUGAGGGGAGGCAAAGGCAGCACUAUCUCGGAGCCAGUGAAAUUACAUCUGCAAGGAACACGGGCUUUGCCCAUCCAUCAGCAGGACUGGAAAUGACUGGGGUUGGCACCACCGAGGAGCCUGUAGAUGUGAAGGAUGAGCUAAAUCUUGAUCAGAAGCCCAUACACUGGGAAGUCAUGCAAGAGAAUGGCGGCAGCACCAAUGCUUUGGAAGGACUCUUGAUUCCUACGCCUGAAGUCAUUUCUCAAACUGAUCAACCAGAAGCCACCUUCCAGGAAAGACCUGAACACAGAGACCGAAUCUCUGACACUCUGUUUGGUGGAAGAAUCAUAGGAGAGAUCAAAAUUGAGACUUUUCAGCAAACCGUUUCAGAGGCAGAAGAUGGAUUUGAAGCCCUGACAGAAGAAUCCCCAGACACCAUUUCCUUGAAUCUUGAGGCUUCUCCCCUUGAUCCUGAGAAACAGCUGUGUCCAAGGCAACAGGAAGGGGAGCCGAGGAAAAAAUACACUCGACGUCGGAGAAGAGCCUUUAAGAAAAAAGGCAAAUAUUACCCACCGGAGAAAAAGCACACUUGCUCUGAGUGUGGGCACAAAAGUUAUUAUUACUCAGAUUUGCUAAGACACAUGAAGUGCCAUGCAGCAAAAGAGUUGUAUAAGUGCCUUGAUUGUGGGAAAACAUACCGAGGCAGGACAUAUUUUGAGAAUCACCUGAAGAUCCACCUGCCACUGGAUGAUUCCACCAGACGCACAAAAAGGGUUGAGACAAGAAACUCCAGCUGCCAUAUGAGAGAGGAAUAUGUGUGCUUUGAGUGUGGAGUCAUAAAAAGCACACAGUCAGGCCUCACCGAACAUAUGAAAGUCCACACAGAUGAGAAACCUUAUGAAUGCCCUGAGUGUGGCAAAACUUUCAAGUGGCGAUCGAACCUGUCUAGGCAUCGGGGUCUCCACACGUACAGGAGAUUUUCCUCGCGACAGUUAAUGCUCAGAGGUGCCAGUGAAUCAAAUAAGGGCAAAAGUAAUUCUACGCAGGAGCAAAAGUCCCAGCUGGAAUUGCCAGGAGAGUCUUCCACUGUUUUGCUGAGUGCUGAGAUCAACGAAUCUAACCCUGUUUCAAGGCUGCGUCCAAGGAAAUCUCAAGAGCUGGAGCUCUCUCAUCUGUAUGGGGUGAAAACCUUAAAGGUGACGCUGAAGAAACUUCCAAGCCCUCAGAAAGGGAAAUACAAGUGCCCUGAUUGUGAUCAUAGAGCUGAAAAGCUUUCAGAAGUCAUUAAACACAUGAGAGUCCAUACAGGAGAAAAACCCUACGAUUGUCCUGAAUGUGGAAAAGCCUUCAGGUGGUCAUCUAAUCUUUAUCAACAUCGGAAAGGCAAUGCAUGUCCUAAAAAGAUGCCCGUUUCUGAUACCUUUCUUGCAGAAGAGAAGAAAACCUGCAGAGGUGAAGAGACGUCAAGAAAUAUGGCUCCUCUGCAGGAAAAGAUCAAAUUGGAAGACGAGGUUGGAGUACGUCAAGUUUGCCACGAUCAGCCUUCUUCGAGAGGCUGUCAGGACAAAGAGGCUCAUCUUCUGGGGAAGGCCAACGAGGCCUCAGAACUUCAAAAGAUGAAAAAGCAUUCCUGUACAAAAUGCGGAUACCAAGCCGAAAGAUUAUCAGACAUUGUUAAACACUUCAGAAUCCACACUGGAGAAAAACCUUACAAAUGUUUGGACUGUGGGAAGUCCUUUGGAUGGUCCUCAACCCUCACCAAACAUCAGCAGAUCCAUCUAUCCAGUCAGCAAACGCCUGUGCCCAACGCUGUUAUUGCAGAAUGUGAUGUUACGCUUAGUGAUGAUGAGGAGUUGAUUAACUUCUUACCAAAAAUUCCUCAGCGGGAAGAAGUGGGAUUGGAAGAUCUUCUAGAGAGAUCAUCUGAAGAUGGCCCAGCUGCUGCUUCUCCGAGUUCUGAGUCUUCCAAGAUGGAGUCUUCAGCUAAGUUACGUUCCAGGGAAUGGAGCGGAAAAGGAAAAUCUGCUCAGCAUAAGAGAAAUAAUGUGGUGAUGAAAAAAAGCAGAUACGAAGAUCGUGAGAGGAAGCACGAGUGCCUCGAUUGUGGGCAUCGCACCUAUUAUCUGUCUGAUCUCGUGCGGCACAAGAGAAUUCACCCAAAUGAAAAGCCCUACAAAUGCCCCGAUUGCGAGAAAAUCUUCAUCCAACCCUCCUCCCUCAAAAUUCAUCAAAAAACACACAAGAGGGGGAAAAAAUCUGUGAAAAGGAUAAAAGCGCCCCAAGGAGAGAGAAAAUACACGUGCUCGAAAUGUGGACAUAAAACUUAUAAAUUAUCAACUCAUCUUUUACAUUUGAGAGUCCACGUGGGAGAAAAAUCUUACGUAUGUGAUGAAUGUGGCAGAGAUUUCAAGUGGAGCUCGAAUCUUUCGAGACACAAACGAAUCCACAGGUUCAAUGAAGGCUUUGAAAACAGAAAACCCCCUUUCUCUAAACGUAAGGAUGCAAACAGAGCAGGUUCUGUGAAGCCAAAGAAAAGCGCACAAGCUCAGCCGAAGAAAACAGGAGGUCGAUCGCUGGGGUCCACCCCUGAGAACGCAUCCGUAACGGCGGCGUUGCGUGAGCAAUGGCGCAAUUACAAGCGUCAACAGAGGAAAAAGGCAGCCGAGAAACACCACAAAAUGGAAGAGAGCGCAAAGGAGAACAUCGGAGAGAAGGAAGCGAAGGGGAAAAACGCUCCUGCCGAAGUGUCACUCCGCGCGCGGCUGGAAAAGUUUGCAUAUUCCAAAAGCGGAGAAAAAGAGCACGCCCAGGUGGAGCGAGCGCCGGAUCAGAAAGUCCCGGCAGAGGAGCUGCGUCUUGAAUGUACUAUGUGUGGGAAGUACUUCACGUAUGAUUGUCACCUUGCCGAUCACCAGAACAUGCACACAGAAGCAAAACCUCACAGAUGCAGUGAAUGUGGGAAGCGCUUUCCUUAAGAAGAGUAAGUUGGCCAGGCACCAGGUCAUCCACACUGGGGUGAAACCGUUUCAUUGUGAUAGCCUGAUGACCCAUUUGAAAAUUCAUGGUUUCCAGCCUGUGUUUGAAUGUGCUGAGGGUGCUAAAGUUUUCACUAGAAAGAUAUGUUGGUGGGGCAUCAGAGAAGUCGCAUAUGGCAGCGUUCUUAGAAGUAAGCCAAGUUGGAGAGAUCAGUGAAGAUCAGUGACUGGGACAUCCAUACACCUAUGCAGGAGAUUCAUCAUCUGAGCAAGCAGAGACGGGGUGGGCAGGUGGGUGCACCUGAUUUUGCUUCUUUCUUCCCUUCUGUCUCUCUCAUUCUCUGUUCCCAGUUUGAGGUCGCACCUGCUUGCACAGUGUACUUCGCUUGUGAAAGAAGACAGCCAGCAUUUCAAGAUCAUGUUGGACCUCUCUUCUGAUGAACUUCUUCCUUCAGGCAGCUGAGAAGGCCAACUUGUGAAUCUGCCUGCGAACACGGUUUGAUCUGCAGUGAUGAGCAAUUGAAAAUGUCUACCUCUGCCUAACGAGAAGUUGCAGCUGCUUGACUUCUGCAGAUCAAACGCACAGCGACAGGUUGCCUGUCUUUUUCCUGGCGAGCUGGUGACUCUACCGACUUCUUACGAUCCUCUUUCCCUUUCAGUCUUGGGUGUUGACGUUCUUUUGAGCAAUUGGAAUGUUCAGAAACAUUCUCUGAUUCCUGGAGACAUUCCAGUGUAGGAAGGGGUCAGUCAGUUUCCCUGCAGAUUGCCAAUAGUAUAAAGGUAUUUCAAAUAUUGCA